AGUUGGUUGAGAGAUUACGGUGUCAGUAGAAGAGCUUGAGAGAAAGCGGCUGACGCUCAGGCGUUUAAACUGCUUUUCUCGGUCUAAACCCUUCAAACAAAUAUAGAGCACUUUACUCAAUCAGAAAGAUACAAACUAACGUUAGAUGAUUCGUAUCAUAAGAAAAACGAUUUGAAUGAAAAAACAGAGCUGUGUUCUUUCUUCUGUCGUGUCGUCUUUCUUCCUCAUUCCGGUUUCUUUUGUUUAUGUCCUGCAGUGUUCUACUGCUCGACGGAGAUUACAUCGCUGACAGUGAGAAAACGAUAGAGUGAAUCGAGAAAAAAUCGAAAGGCAGAGAGAAACAUAGAGAGACCAUCUCGUCCUUUUAACCGUCUACACGUCUUGUGGUGUCCAACUGGACCAGGAGCGAGAGUCUAAUGCCCCCGGAGGAUGAGCCCAGCCAUCGAGGGGAUGCAGACAGAGCCGCAGGGGUAUUUGGGGAAAGGGGUACUCCUUGAGCCCUUUGUGCACCAGGUGGGGGGACACUCGUGUGUGCUUCGCUUCGGGGAGCAGACGAUAUGCAAGCCCCUCAUCCCCCGGGAGCAUCAGUUUUACAAGAGCCUCCCUACGGCUAUGCGGAAGUUUACACCGCAAUAUAGAGGUGUGGUGUCGGUGAGUUUUGAAGAAGAUGAGGAAGGGAAUUUGUGUCUUAUUGCGUACCCUUUGCACAGUGAGCUUGGGGACCUGGAAAAUGUGGUCCCCUCGGCCGACCUGGAUCCCAAUAACAAAAUAAAAUGGGUCAGUAAGAUGCUGCUGGACAAUGAGGGCUACAGCAAGGACCGGUCCAGACACACUCGGAAGGAUAAGGACAAGAGUGUGAAACGCGAGGAGGAGUGGAUCAAGCAGGCUGAGGUGUUCUACUACAGUCUGGAGGGGAGCAAUGCUGCUGGCCCUCAGCUCAAGCACAACCCCUGGAGCCUCAAGUGCCACCAACAACACCUGCAGAGGAUGAAGGAGAACGCAAAACACCGCAACCAAUAUAAAUUCAUCCUUUUGGAGAACCUGACGUGGCGCUACACGGUUCCAUGUGUGCUUGAUCUGAAGAUGGGCACGAGGCAGCACGGGGACGACGCCUCUGAGGAGAAGAAGGCCAUGCAGAUCCGCAAGUGUCAGCAGAGCACAUCCGCCAGCAUCGGAGUGCGCCUCUGUGGCAUGCAGGUCUACCAUUCAGACACAGGGCAGCUCAUGUUCAUGAACAAGUACCACGGCCGUAAGCUGACCCUGUCUGGCUUCAAAGAGGCCAUCUUUCAGUUCUUCCAUGACGGGAGACGCCUAAGGCGUGAGCUCCUGUCGCCGGUGCUGCGGAGGCUGCGAGACAUGCAGGCAGCCCUGGAGGCCUGCGAAAGCUAUCGCUUUUACUCCAGCUCGCUCUUGAUAAUCUACGAUGGAGACCCUCCGCGAUCCCGCCAUUCCCCAGAGGAUGGGCUUUCGGAAGAGGAGGAGGAAGAUGAUGACGAUGAGGAGGAGGAAGAAGAAGAGGAGGAGGAAGAAGAAGUGGAGGGAGGUGCUUUUGGAUUCCCUCACGGCGCAGGCGCGGCCAGCAGCAGUAGCAACAGCGGUGCUUGUGGCGGCGGAAGCAGCACCAGCAGCUCUGCGGUGGUGCGACGCAUGGCCAGGUCAGACGGCGGCCCGGCCGUAGACGUACGCAUGAUUGACUUUGCCCACACCACUUGUAGGCACUACGGGGAGGAUAGUGUUGUCCACGAGGGGCAGGAUAGCGGUUACAUCUUCGGAUUGGAGAACCUUAUCACCAUCAUUUCCCAACUAGACGAUCACAGCGCAGAUUAAACCACAGCUUCGUUUCAAACCAGCAUGGCGUUCGAAUGGCGUGAGAAACUUCUUUCUCUUUUUAUUCCGCGUUCUUUCAGUCCCCUGAGAUGUCUCAACUUCACCUGUUCAGUUAUUUUUGGUGUCUUUUUGCUGAUUUUUGUGUGGGUAGAGGAUUAAAAUGUUUCGAGAGGCUAACAUUGAAAUGUCACAUGAUCAGCUUCCUCUGUGUUCAGUAGCUUUACUCACUUCCCUUGGUGUACUUUUACAACGUUGAUGCCGUUCCUCUUUUCUUCCUAUUUAUUGAGAAGAUAAAAUGGUUAUUUACAAAAGAAGGACCUGAUUUUGUUCCUGUACUUGUUCCUUGAGAAGGUUCCGGAAAUUUGAUUAGCUUCCGUGCGCUCCUUAUUGGAUGAAGGAACAGUUGGUGGCGAAAAGGAAUACUGUAACCGUCGCUCUACAGCACUGUCCCAUUGCACCUUUACCCAUUGUGAAGAGAGAACUAUAUUCGGAUAGUUAGUUGACAUACAGAGACUAUAAUAAAGCUUUAUUUAUUUGUCAUAUUUCCUAAAUAAACUAAAAAGAAAAAACAUUGAAAAAGAAAAUGGAGAUUCAAAAAUACAUUCCAUGUUAUUAAUGUUACAAUAAUGAUAUUAAUAAAUAUUAUUAUUUGACAUGUUCAGAUACCUCUAUCUUAUAUCUGUUGUACACGGUAUGUUGGAGGAAAAUAAAACUUGUUUGUGUUA
Messenger RNA from Megalobrama amblycephala (Wuchang bream), 2552 nucleotides. RefSeq names its product inositol hexakisphosphate kinase 2a (gene ip6k2a). The transcript has 5 exons. The record is from RefSeq and is a predicted model, not a curated record. Gene Ontology annotation, cellular component: cytoplasm; nucleus. Lineage: Eukaryota; Metazoa; Chordata; Actinopteri; Cypriniformes; Xenocyprididae. The coding region runs from base 430 to 1827 and encodes 465 amino acids. Gene Ontology annotation, molecular function: inositol hexakisphosphate kinase activity. Gene Ontology annotation, biological process: inositol phosphate biosynthetic process; phosphatidylinositol phosphate biosynthetic process.